UUAGAGAAACAUUUUCAAAUGAUAAUCAAUAUCAAUUGACUUUUCACAGUAGUUUUGUUAAUACAUUAUGUUUUAAAUUGUAUUUUCGAUGGUACUAUUUUUACAUCUUGUCGUUGUGUAAAAGCGCGCAGUUCACACAGUAUCUAAUAGUUAAUAUUGUAGUAUCUUUUUAAAAUAUUCUUGCGUCAGCUAGAAUUUUAACUAAACGUUACGAUCUAAAAAUUACGAAAUAUACGAAGUGUAAUUAUAUUAUGCAGAUUAUUGAAAUUUAUAAAGUGAAAUUUCCAUAUUAAGAUGUUCCGUCGAAUUAUUUAUUGUAUUAAUCUCGUUAAACGAUAGUUGCCAAAUCCAUAUUACGAAAUCGUGUUGUAUAAAAAAAUGUUCUUGGUCAUCGCAAGUUAGUGUUGCUGUGUAUUGUGGACGUUAUAAAAUGGGUUUAAAACAUAAUUAGCAUCGUAUUAUUUAGGUUAGAAAACUAUGAUUAGUAGAUUUAUGAAAAUACAGAUGAGAUCUAUGAGUUGAUAAUGUUUGUAAUAUAUGAAUGAGAUAUGCAGGAUCAAAUCAAACAAAGACUUUUGCGUACUUUUCUUGCAAUAUUUGGAUAUAACUUGCAUGUCUACGUUAAAGAUGUCUGCCGUAGAGGCACCACCUUUUAUUCGAACCAUAGAAUGGGAUAUGAUGGACAAAACAAAGUUUUUUCCAUUGAGUAUGUUGUCAUCAUUCUCUGUACGAUGCUGCCUCUAUCCUCUUACUGUAAUAAAAACCCGUCUUCAAAUACAGAGACAUAAUGUUAUGUAUAAUGGAAUGAUAGAUGCCUGCAGAAAAAUUUAUAAACUGGAAGGAUUUUCUGGGCUCUAUAGAGGUUUUUGGAUAAGUUCUAUACAAAUUGUAUCUGGAGUAUUUUAUGUAUCGACUUAUGAAGGAGUGCGUCACUUAUUAGGAAGAGAACCUCUUGCUCUUCGUAUAGAUUCUCUUGUAAAAGCAUUGAUUGCAGGAGGUGCUGCUAGUUUAGUAGGUCAAACAAUAGUUGUACCAUUUGAUAUUCUCAGCCAACAUCUAAUGGUUCUUGGGAUCAAUAACAAAAGUGGUAAAAUUUAUAUAGAUAAGUUAGGGAUGAACCCAUUAGGUUUAAAUCUAGAGCCUGGUAGGUCGCGUGCUCAUAUAUCUAUAGAAGUUGUAAGAUCAAUAUAUCAAAGAGAUGGUUAUAAAGGUUUUUAUCGUGGAUAUGUAGCAUCUUUAUGCGCAUAUGUACCGAAUAGUGCUCUUUGGUGGGGUCUAUAUACGGUAUAUCAAGAUGAACUUAUAAAGAUAUUUCCAAUAUGGUUUUCACACUUAUUCAUCCAGGCAGUGGCUGGUACACUUGGUGGUUUUACAACAACUAUUAUUACGAAUCCAUUAGACAUUGUAAGAGCAAGGCUACAAGUGCAAAGAUUAGAUAGUAUGCUUACUGCAUUCAAGAUUUUGUGGAUUGAAGAAGGACUUAAAAUGUUUACAAAGGGGUUAUCGGCUCGUCUUGUUCAAUCAGCUUGUUUCAGUUUUACAAUAAUAUUAGGAUAUGAAACUAUCAAGAGAGUUAGUAUCAAUGAAGAAUAUAAAAAUUUUAUCAGAUGGUGAAUUUAAAAUGUCCAUUCGUAGAAAUGUACAUUUCAACGAAAUAAAAUGCAUUUUAUUAAAAAAUACAUAUAUGAAAGCACAGAUGUGCAAACGAAAUCUCUAGAAGAGAAGUAAAAAAAAUUGAAUAUAUAUAUAUACACACAUACGCAUAUAUGA
Vespa mandarinia (Asian giant hornet) is the source of this 1770-nucleotide messenger RNA. RefSeq names its product solute carrier family 25 member 44. Gene Ontology annotation, molecular function: branched-chain amino acid transmembrane transporter activity. Gene Ontology annotation, biological process: branched-chain amino acid transport; branched-chain amino acid catabolic process. NCBI's taxonomy places the organism in Eukaryota, Metazoa, Arthropoda, Insecta, Hymenoptera, Vespidae. The record is from RefSeq and is a predicted model, not a curated record. Gene Ontology annotation, cellular component: mitochondrion.